Molecule: messenger RNA, 2272 nt
Organism: Medicago truncatula (barrel medic)
Lineage: Eukaryota; Viridiplantae; Streptophyta; Magnoliopsida; Fabales; Fabaceae
Product: heat shock cognate 70 kDa protein 2
Exons: 2
Coding region: 124-2073 (649 amino acids)
Molecular function (GO): ATP-dependent protein folding chaperone; ATP binding
Source: RefSeq, a predicted model, not a curated record
CCAUCACUCAUCACAAAAACGAAACCCUAGUUUUCGUUCCUCUCUUUUCUCAAACCUAAUUUUCUUUCUCUCUCUGAAACCCUUUCAGAAACCCUAAUUUCUGAAACUCUAAUCUUCGUAGCUAUGGCUGGCAAGGGUGAGGGUCCUGCAAUCGGAAUAGAUCUGGGAACAACGUACUCGUGUGUUGGAGUAUGGCAACACGAUCGUGUUGAGAUCAUUGCUAAUGAUCAAGGGAACAGAACGACACCGUCUUAUGUUGCUUUCACUGAUAGUGAAAGGUUGAUCGGUGAUGCUGCUAAGAAUCAGGUUGCGAUGAAUCCAACCAACACCGUUUUUGAUGCCAAGAGGUUGAUUGGUAGGAGAAUUUCUGAUGCUUCUGUUCAGAGUGACAUGAAGUUGUGGCCUUUUAAGGUUAUUGCGGGUCCUGGUGAAAAGCCAAUGAUUGGUGUUAACUACAAGGGUGAGGAAAAACUGUUUGCGUCUGAGGAAAUCUCAUCCAUGGUUUUGAUUAAGAUGCGUGAGAUUGCCGAAGCUUAUCUUGGUGUCACCAUUAAGAAUGCCGUCGUCACUGUCCCUGCUUACUUCAAUGAUUCUCAGCGUCAAGCAACUAAAGAUGCUGGUGUUAUCGCUGGUUUAAAUGUUUUGAGAAUUAUUAAUGAGCCAACUGCUGCUGCUAUUGCCUACGGUCUUGACAAAAAGGCGACAAGUGUUGGUGAGAAGAACGUGUUGAUCUUUGAUUUGGGUGGUGGUACUUUUGAUGUGUCACUUCUUACUAUUGAAGAGGGUAUAUUUGAAGUUAAGGCUACUGCAGGUGAUACCCAUCUUGGUGGUGAAGAUUUUGAUAACAGAAUGGUUACCCAUUUUGUUCAAGAGUUUAAGAGGAAGAACAAGAAGGAUAUUAGCGGAAACCCUAGGGCACUUAGGAGAUUGAGAACCGCAUGUGAGAGAGCGAAGAGAACUCUCUCAUCAACCGCACAAACUACCAUUGAGAUUGAUUCUUUGUUUGAGGGUGUUGAUUUUUACACCACAAUCACCCGUGCCAGAUUUGAGGAACUUAACAUGGAUCUGUUCAGGAAGUGUAUGGAGCCUGUUGAGAAGUGUUUGAGAGAUGCUAAGAUGGACAAGAGCACAGUUCAUGAUGUUGUUCUUGUUGGUGGUUCAACUAGGAUUCCCAAAGUUCAGCAACUGUUGCAAGACUUCUUCAAUGGUAAGGAGCUAUGCAAAAGCAUCAACCCCGACGAGGCUGUUGCUUAUGGUGCCGCUGUUCAAGCUGCUAUCUUGAGUGGUGAAGGAAAUGAGAAGGUUCAAGAUUUGUUGCUUUUGGAUGUCACCCCAUUGUCUCAAGGUUUGGAGACUGCAGGAGGUGUCAUGACUGUAUUGAUUCCAAGGAACACUACCAUUCCAACCAAGAAGGAGCAAGUUUUCUCUACGUAUUCAGACAACCAACCUGGUGUUUUGAUCCAAGUUUAUGAAGGUGAGAGAACCAGAACCAAGGAUAACAACUUGUUGGGUAAGUUUGAGCUUUCCGGAAUUCCUCCAGCACCCCGCGGUGUUCCUCAGAUCACUGUUUGUUUUGAUAUUGAUGCCAAUGGUAUCUUGAAUGUCUCUGCUGAGGACAAAACAACCGGGCAGAAGAACAAGAUUACCAUCACCAACGAUAAGGGAAGGUUGUCAAAGGAAGAAAUCGAGAAGAUGGUCCAAGAAGCAGAGAAAUACAAGAGUGAAGAUGAGGAGCACAAGAAGAAGGUUGAGGCAAAGAACUCCUUGGAGAACUAUGCAUACAACAUGAGAAACACCAUUAAAGACGAGAAGAUCAGUUCAAAGCUUUCAGGAGGAGACAAGAAGCAGAUUGAGGAUGCAAUUGAGGGAGCCAUUCAAUGGCUUGAUGCAAACCAGCUUGCUGAAGCCGAUGAGUUUGAAGACAAGAUGAAGGAGCUUGAGACAAUCUGUAACCCAAUCAUUGCAAAGAUGUACCAAGGUGGAGCUGGUGAAGGUCCAGAAGUUGAUGAUGAUGCUGCUCCACCUCCAAGUGGCAGUGGCGGUGCUGGUCCCAAGAUUGAGGAGGUCGACUAAGUGUAAUAGUUAGGCAUGUUUGUAGACAAUUAUGCUUGCGUCUGUUUUUGGUUUGGUUAUGUCUUUUUUAGUAUUUUGCUUACUGAACAACAUUGUCUUGUUAUUUUAAUGUCAUUGGAACGGUGAUUGAAAACCACCGUGUUUUGCUCAUUAUUACUCUUUUUCGCUGAUGUAUACAAUUCAGUAUCAUAUUUUUGCA